Messenger RNA from Pimephales promelas (fathead minnow), 2160 nucleotides. NCBI's taxonomy places the organism in Eukaryota, Metazoa, Chordata, Actinopteri, Cypriniformes, Leuciscidae. The record is from RefSeq and is a predicted model, not a curated record.
AUGCAGAGUACGGCGAACUACCUGUGGAUGAUGUCGGACCUGCUGGGUCAGGGCGCCACGGCCAACGUGUACCGCGGCCGGCACAAGAAAACGGGCGAUCUGUACGCGGUCAAAGUGUUUAAUAACCUGAGCUUUCUGCGGCCGCUGGAUGUCCAGAUGAGGGAGUUCGAGGUGCUGAAGAAGCUCAAUCACAAGAACAUCGUGAAGCUGUUCGCCGUCGAGGAGGAGUCGAACACGCGUCACAAGGUGUUGGUGAUGGAGUACUGCCCGUGCGGGAGCCUGUACACGGUUCUGGAGGAGCCGACCAACGCAUACGGGCUCCCGGAGGACGAGUUCCUCAUCGUUCUGCAGGACGUGGUGGCGGGAAUGAACCAUCUGCGGGAGUACGGCAUCGUGCACCGAGACAUCAAGCCGGGGAACAUCAUGCGUGUGAUCGGAGAGGACGGCCGGUCCGUGUACAAACUCACAGACUUCGGAGCCGCCCGCGAACUGGAGGACGACGAGCAGUUCGUCUCUCUCUACGGCACCGAGGAGUAUCUGCAUCCUGACAUGUACGAGCGAGCGGUCCUGAGGAAAGAUCACCAGAAGAAGUACGGCGCCACGGUGGAUCUGUGGAGCAUCGGCGUCACCUUCUAUCACGCCGCCACCGGCUGCCUGCCGUUCAGACCCUUCGAGGGCCCGCGCAGGAACAAAGAAGUCAUGUAUAAGAUCAUCACGGAGAAGCCGCCGGGCGCGAUCUCAGGCCAUCAGAAGUUCGAGAACGGGAAGAUCGAGUGGAGCUCCGAGAUGCCGAUCUCCUGCAGCCUCUCCAAGGGUCUUCAGAGUCUCCUCACGCCAGUGCUGGCCAACAUCCUGGAGGCGGAUCAGGAGAAGUGUUGGGGAUUCGACCAGUUCUUCGCCGAGACCAGCGACAUCUUACACCGCAUCGUGGUCUACGUGUUCAGCCUCCAGCAGGCCACGCUACACCACAUCUACAUACACACCUACAACACGGCGAACCUGUUCCAGGAGCUGCUCUUCCGGCGGACCAACAUCGCGCCGUCGCAUCAGGAGUUCCUGUACGAGAGCCGGCGCCUCGUGUUCGACCCCACCCGCCAGGCCCAGAGCUUCCCCAAGUCCUCCCGCGACAAUCCCAUCAUGCUCCUCAGCCGAGACCCCGUCAACACCGUCGGCCUGGUGUUCGAGGACCCCAGCCCUCCGAAAGUGCAGCCGCGCUACGACCUGGACCUGGACGCUAGCUACGCCAAGACGUUCGCGGGGGACGUGGGCUAUCUGUGGAAGACGUCCGACUCGCUGCUGCUGUACCAGGAGCUCGUGAGGAAAGCCGUGCGCGGCCUGAAUGAGCUGAUCAGAGACGAGUACAGCGAGACGACACACAAGAAGACGGAGGUGAUCCACGCGUGUACCUACUGUAGCCAAACACUGGAGAGGACCGAGCAGAUGUGUGAGGUCAUGAUGCAGGGAAACAUGCUGUCGGCGGAGUACGAUGAGAUCCGGGACAUGAGGAAGAAGGUGAUGCGGCUGUCCAGCUCUCUGGGCUCGAUGGAGCAGACGCUGCAGGACAUCAGCACCAUGUUCCUGCCCGGCGGGAGUCUGACCGACACCUGGACGCAGCAAGUGGGAACGCAUCCGGAAGACCGGAAUGUGGAGAAGAUCAAAGUUCUGCUGGACGCCAUCAGCGCCGUUUACCAGCAGUUCAAGAAGGACAAGGCCGAGAGACGUUUGCCCUAUAAUGAAGAACAGAUCCACAAGUUCGACAAACAGAAGCUGGUUCUGCACGCCACUAAAGCGCGGGCGCUCUUCACGGACGAGUGUGCCAUGAAGUAUCGGCUCUUCAUCUCCAAGAGUGAGGAGUGGAUGAAGAAGUUCCAUCACGUCCGUAAGCACCUCUUGUCUCUGACUGGUCAGUUCUCCAGCAUGGAACAGGAAGUGACUCUGAUCCUGCAGCGCUUGUAUAAACUGAUGGAGCAGCUGCCUCAGAAGAUGAUGCCCAUGACGGCCGGAGGACUCAAACCGCAGGCGUAUCUCAGUCCCAGCACUCUGGUGGAGAUGACCCUGGGGAUGAAGAAGCUGAAGGAGGAGAUGGAGGGAGUGGUGAAGGAGCUGGCGAGAACAACCUGUUCCUGGAGAGGUUUGGCUCGCUGACGGUGGACGGCGCCA